AUGCCGCGUGUUCCGUUGGUAUAUAAUAAAACUUAUUCAACACCGCGGCGUCCAUAUGAAAAAGAACGUCUUGAUCAAGAACUUGAACUUAUCGGUAAAUUUGGUUUAAGAAAUAAACGUGAAGUAUGGCGUGUACGUUAUACAUUGGCAAAAAUUCGUAAAGCUGCCCGUGAAUUACUUACACUUGAAGAAAAAGAUCCAAAACGAUUAUUUGAAGGCAAUGCUUUACUUCGUCGUCUUGUUCGUAUUGGUGUACUUGAUGAAUCGAAAAUGAAACUUGAUUAUGUAUUGGGUUUAAAAGUUGAAGACUUUUUGGAACGUCGUCUUCAAACACAACUUUUAAGACUUGCACUUGCUAAAAGUAUUCAUCAUGCUCGUGUACUUAUUCGUCAACGACAUAUUCGUGUACGAAAACAAGUCGUUAAUAUUCCAUCAUUUAUUGUUCGACUUGAUUCACAGAAACAUAUCGACUUUGCACUUCGUUCACCAUUAUCUAGUGGUGGUCGACCAGGUCGUGUUAAACGAAAAAAUAUGAAAAAAGGAGAAAAGGGUACCAAUGAUGAAGAUGCCGAUGAAGAUUAA
Molecule: messenger RNA, 582 nt
Organism: Rotaria sp. Silwood2
Lineage: Eukaryota; Metazoa; Rotifera; Eurotatoria; Philodinida; Philodinidae
Source: the annotation of a GenBank genome assembly